AUGCGAGACCACCACUACUCCUGUGGUGACUCCCACUACUACUCCGUGCGAGACUACGACUACUCCCGUGGUGACUCCCACAACUACUCCAUGCGAGACCACCACUACUCCUGUGGUGACUCCCACUACUACUCCGUGCGAGACUACGACUACUCCCGUGGUGACUCCCACUACUACUCCAUGCGAGACCACCACCACUCCCGAGGUGACUCCCACGACUACUCCAUGCGAGACCACCACUACUCCUGUGGUAACUCCCACUACUACUCCAUGCGAGACUACAACUACCCCGUUUCCUUCACAACUACUCCGUGUGAAACAACUACAACCCCAGUUGUGACUCCUACUACCACGCCAUUCGAGACCGAGACUGCUACCACCCCACCCCCCACUACUAUCACAACUAUUUUCACUACGACCACUUGCCCUGUCACUUGGAGCACGAUUACUAGUGGCUCAACUAUCAUCACCACUCCCGUGACCCAAACCAGCACUCUUACCGUUACCUCCGUGGUGACUUGCCACGAGUGUGCUCUGUCCACAACCGUGCCUUUGCAGCCUCCUCCUGGUACGACUGUCAUUGUCAGCAGCACGAGCACUGUCGUUGCUGUUCCCAGUGGCUCUAGCCCGAUCAUCGUUCCUGGAACUACCACUGCGAUUUCCCCCGAAUCUAGCGCACCAGCGCCUGAAGGAACUUCGGCCGUCCCCGCACCGGCCUCAUCUGGCGCCGCCUCUUCCAGCGUCCCGCCUGCUCCUUCUGAAAGUCCUCAAUUCAAUGCCGCCUCCUCUCAAUACAAGACAUCUCUGGCCGGUCUCGUCCCCGGUCUCGCCAUUAUCUUUGCUCUGUUUUAG
Messenger RNA from Penicillium atrosanguineum, 852 nucleotides. RefSeq names its product DNA repair and recombination protein. The record is from RefSeq and is a predicted model, not a curated record. NCBI's taxonomy places the organism in Eukaryota, Fungi, Ascomycota, Eurotiomycetes, Eurotiales, Aspergillaceae. The transcript has 3 exons. The coding region runs from base 1 to 852 and encodes 283 amino acids.